This is a messenger RNA of Trachemys scripta elegans, 2396 nucleotides long. RefSeq names its product arylamine N-acetyltransferase, pineal gland isozyme NAT-3-like. NCBI's taxonomy places the organism in Eukaryota, Metazoa, Chordata, Testudines, Emydidae. Gene Ontology annotation, molecular function: acetyltransferase activity. The record is from RefSeq and is a predicted model, not a curated record. Bases 167 to 1039 code for a protein of 290 amino acids. The transcript has 2 exons.
UGUGAUGAAAGAAGGAGUUUCUCUCAAGAGAAGCUGGAGAACUGUUGUCUAUUCCCAAGUUCUUCACUGCAUAAAGGACUGAAAACCGGGCCAGACAGUUUAGUGCCUAAAGAAGCAAGAGAGUGAAAACUGAUACACUUGUGGUUGAACUGUUUUUACAGGUAACAUGAACAUCACGGACUAUUUCACCAGAAUUUCUUAUAAUGGCUCCUAUAAAAACCCGGAUUUGGAGACCUUGACUGCAAUAUUCCAGCACCACAUCAGGGCUGUUCCUUUUGAAAACCUCAGCAUCCACUGCGGGGAAACCAUCGAGUUAGACUUAGAACCAGUUUAUGACAAAAUAGUGAAGAAGAAACGUGGUGGCUGGUGCAUGGAAAACAACCAUCUUUUAUAUUGGGUUCUGAAAACGCUGGGAUAUGACACCACCAUAAUAGGAGCAAAAGUUUACAACCCAGAAGAAAAUGCAUAUAAUCAUCAUAUUGAUCACCUUCUCCUAAAGGUGGUCCUGGAUGGGAAAGCCUACAUAGUGGACGGCGGCUUUGGAAUGGUCUAUCAAAUGUGGCAGCCAAUGGAGCUGAUUUCUGGGAAAGACCAGCCCCAGGUUCCUGGCAUCUUUCGCUUCAUGGAAGACAAUGGGAUCUGGUACUUUGAGAAAAUCAAAAGGAAACAAUACAAUCCCAACCAAAGCGUCUCUAAUUCCAAUAAUCUGGAAAAAAAUGCAUGUAAGAAAGUUUACCUGUUUACCCUUGAGCCACGAGAGAUAGAAGAUUUCAGGCCCCAGAGUGUGUAUCUCCAGACAUCUCCAGAUUCUCUGUUCGUUAAAAAGUCCAUCUGCAGCCUCCAGACCACUGAUGGCCUUUGGGCUUUAGUUGGGUGGAAACUCACCAAGGUUAAAUACAAUUACAAGGAGAACAUGGAUCUGGUGGAAACCACAACACUUACAGAUGAGGAGGUGUUAAAAACAGUGAAAGACAAAUUCAGAGUAAUGCUAGAUCAUAAACUCAUCCCAGUGAACAGGAGCAGAUUGUCUAUGGUUUAGUUUCUUGGCCAGAAUAUAAUUUGAUACAGCUACAUCAAAUAGAAUCUCUUUCCCAGGAUCCAAUUAUUGCAAAAAAUGAAGGGCUAGGCUGUCACUUUCUGGCUAGCAUAGAACAAGGAGUGGCACGUAGCAGUGCUAUCCCAGCAAAGAAAUUGUGACUCUUGGAGCUACAAUUUCUUCCCUGCUUCUCCCCUGGCUUCAGCUGGUAAAUUAAGUCUUCCAGGCUUAUGCCAGUAGUACAGUACUUUCCACUCUGUGUGGGCUCCAUUGCGCUGGUUGGUCCAUGGGGUUGGGUUGGGGGUGUGUGGGCUGGAGGCAAGUUUCUGCCCCUUCCCUGCUUCUUUAACCCUAUGGAGCUGCCCUUUCCAUAUGCAGAAUGGCAAAGUGAGGAGGCCAUGCAAGGAAUCCCCUUAUGCCUCCUUGCUCCCCUGCACUACCAUGUAGAGCAAAACAUACCCAGGCUCUAAAGAAAUGCUACAUUACAGCUGCAAUUUAAUAUCCAGAGAUGCUAGGACAUUCAGAGUUCAGGUUGCCACAGUCACCCUAGGUCUACCCUCUUUGCAUUAGGAAAAGGGUCUUUCACUAUGUAGUCACAUAGCUGCACAGCUGUGAUAUACCGGGAUUAAUACUUAGGGACUGACUAUUUGCAGCUAUCAAAAUUGCCAUGGAUGAACACAACUCCAGCACUGGGUGGGAAUUUCCUGCCCCUUUUGUGGCUCCCCACAUAACCUGAGGCAUCUCCAUAAUAUAACCAUAAAGGGGCAAUUCUAGGGAACAAUUUUUGGGGCACGGACCACAUAUUUUUGCAUUUAUAAUCCUGACCCAGCCAUGGUCUCUCUGCAACCCACCAUCCCCUUGAAAUGCAUAUGAUUUCUACUCAGCAUAAUGACUUUUACUCUCCUUCAGGAAGAACUUGGUCAUUUCUUUUUAAUCAAUCUGCCAAUUGGUCCUACACUCAUCACUGAGACCUGGGAAGGGCUGUUAUUCCCCUGCCCAAAACAACUAAGCAUUCUUAAAGACUGUUCUGUUUGUCAUGAUUAUUUGUACGUUCAGAAAUAUUUUAUGAAGACCAGCCUUGUACAAUAAAAUAUCUGAGGCCCAUUUUGUUGUGUGAUGUGGGUGGUUGUAGUCAUUGUAUGCACUGGUUAAUAACAGGGGCUGCUGGCUAACAAAAUCUUAGUCAUAUACGUACGUAAUUGAUACAUGAGUUAAUGGGAUUGCUUCCAUAUGUGAGGGGCACAGGAAGUGACCCGUGUUCUGUUGUUUUUAUUGACCAGCAGCCCAGAUUCCUUUUCAGGUAAAAAGUCAUUUAAUAUUCUGGUUGUUGAUGAUGAAUUAUUAAAAAGAAGCUUUUGCA